Leishmania braziliensis MHOM/BR/75/M2904 is the source of this 2490-nucleotide messenger RNA. RefSeq names its product putative cleavage and polyadenylation specificity factor. The record is from RefSeq and is a predicted model, not a curated record. Gene Ontology annotation, cellular component: mRNA cleavage and polyadenylation specificity factor complex. Bases 1 to 2490 code for a protein of 829 amino acids. Gene Ontology annotation, biological process: mRNA 3'-end processing by stem-loop binding and cleavage. Lineage: Eukaryota; Euglenozoa; Kinetoplastea; Trypanosomatida; Trypanosomatidae. The transcript has a single exon. Gene Ontology annotation, molecular function: RNA binding.
AUGCUACGCGCCUCCGCGGGCAGUAUUCGGCUCACUUCGGUGUACGAGUGCACUACCCCCAAUGCACCCUAUGCCUAUCUCGUUGAGAUCGACGGGGUGCGCAUCCUCUUCGACUGCGGAUGGAAUGAGGAGUUUGACACGUCUUUCCUCGCUAAGCUGAAGCCAUACCUGGCAACUGUGCAUGCCGUGAUCCUGUCGAGUCCGCACAUCACCGCCUGCGGCGCCCUUCCCUUUGUCCUCACCCACAUCGCUCCCGGCACUUUUGUGGCGGCGGCCGGCGCCACAUCGAAGAUAGGCGUGCACAGUGUCUUGCACUCCUUCUUGUAUCAGUACCCAAACUCGCACACCUUCACCCUCGCGGAUGGGGAGGGGUUCACGAUGACGGUGGACUCCAUCUACCACAGCUUUCGCUCCCUCCGCGAGCCGUACGGCGGUAAGGUCACCGUGAAGAAUGAGGAUGUUGAGGUCAACUGCUUCGCUGUCUUUGCUGGCCGCAUGCUGGGUGGCUACAGCUGGACAAUCAAGUACCAAAUCGAUGAGCUCUUCUACUGCCCAGACUUCUCGGUGAAGCCGUCGUACGCGCUGAAGUCGUUUGACGUGCCGACAACGGCGAACAUCGUGCUUGUGAGCAGCUUUCCCUUUCAUAUGACCGUCUCAAAUCGGACGACGAAGUACGAAGAACAACUGAAGAGCCUCUUCAAAGAACUCCAGCACACCCUGCGCGGUGGCAGCGACGUUCUCGUGCCUGUUAACGUCGCAGGUCGUGGACUGGAGGUGCUGAACAUCCUUGUGCACCUCUUGGCAGAGCAGGGCGGCGACAAGUACAAGGUUGUCCUGGUGGCUGCCCAGGCCCAGGAGCUGCUCGACAAGGCAGGCACCAUGACCGAGGCGCUGCAGGACUACUUGAUUCUCGAUGAUAAGCGCCUCUUUGCGAAUGUCCUCACGUGCCGCAGCGCAGAGGAGGUGCUCCCGAUCCAGGGCCCCAAGAUCUGUGUCGCGGACGGGGCCUCUCUGGAUUUCGGACCCUCCGCGGAACUACUCGAGUACUUUGUGAAGGGCAACCGCGACGGCGCCGAUCACCUCAUCGUCUUGACGGAGCCGCCGUUGCCGGGGACGAACGCGACCGUGGUGACCGCUGCUGGGGACGGCGAGCGUCUCCACUUUCAAAUCACGCGUCGUAGUCGCCUGAGUGGGGAGGAGCUGGAGGAGUACUAUAUUGACCUGGAGCACGACGUAGAGCAGCGCCGGCGUGAGUUGGAGGCGCAAAGCAUCUUCCAGGUUGUGCCAGACGACGAGGAGGACGCUGCGAAUACCAAGGGAGAUGCGGACGACGAUGACGACGACGAUGGCGAAUGGGUGGCGGCGGCGGCGACGAGUCAUGGGGGAGCAGCUGAGAAGCCUUCCACCAUCAGUGGCACCACGGCUGCCACCACAGCUGGCGCAGGCGAUGCUGCCGGGGUCCCAGCGAAGACGAAGGCGGCGACGACCCCUGGCUUGGUGUUGCCGCCGUCGUUACACUACCACUCGAAGCAUCUGAGCUUUCCCGUGCUGGAGACAGCGAGCACGCUGAGCGCGGCGGCACUGAAGCGCAUCGAUGUUGCGUACGGGCUUCCUGUUAGCGAGGAGGAGCAGGUCGUGCUGCAGAAGCGCGCGCCUGCUCGGCAGCACAGCGAUGCGGGGCCAGAGGCGCUGCAGGUGGAGAACGAUGCACAGCGGCUCGCCAACAUCCCAUCCAAGGUGUCGCGCGUUGCGGUGGAGGUGACACGGCGCUGCCGCGUUGUCCUCUCCGACCUCAGCGGCUAUCCAGACGCUCUCACCAUGAAGAGCAUCCUGAAGACAAAGUGGACGUUUGCAAAGAAGAUGGUCGGACUUCGCGGCAACGCCGAGGAUGGACGGGCGUUUCAGCACUUUUGCCGCGCCGACAAAUCCAUGAAGUGCGGGUCGACUGUCUUCAGUGUCACGUCGUCCGGCGUACCGCUGGAGUUGGCAACGCACGUGUACUCGUAUGCGGUGCAGCUAGAGUCGAGUCUCGCACGUAGCCUGUCGCGUGGCCUACGCCGCGUCCGCGAGACCAAGUCAAAGAGUACAUGGGAGGUUGGGUGGGUCAACGGUGAGCUCUCCGGCGUGCGUGCUGAAGCCGACCUUGUGGAACCAGAGGCGCAGCGCCGUCGCUCCGACCGCGCCUCUUACUUCCUCACUGCUGUCACAGCGGACAAGUCGCAGGCGUGUGCAGCACAGCGGGAACAGCAAGGGCUGCAGAGUGGCUCCUUCUUUGUUGGCGACAUGGACCUUCGCCGCCUGCGCGAAGUCUCGCGCCAGGAGAGUGGGCUGUACAGCGAGUUUCACAAGAAGGCGCCCUUGCUGGUCUUCGAUGAAGGCGUGUGUGUCCGAAAAGGCGCUGACGGCACCGUCACCAUCUCCUCCAUUGCCACCCCGGCACUGUUUGAUCUGCGCCGCACCGUCUAUCGCCAGUACUCGCAGGUAUUGUAG